AUGUGUAAAUCACUGCGUUACUGUGUUAGUCAUUGUCUCUAUGCAGCAAUGACAAGGCUAGAAGAAGCAAACAGAGAAGUGAACAUGCACUCAUCAGUCAGAUACCUUGGUUAUCUCGCCAGAAUCGACCUCCUGGUUGCCAUUUGCAUGGGCCUUUAUGUCAGAUGGGAAAAAACAGGAGAUGCACUGAUUUUGGUAAUAUUUAUUCUAGGGCUCUUUGUUCUUGGAAUUGCCAGCAUACUGUAUUACUAUUUUUCAAUGGAAACAGCAAGUCUGAGUCUCUCCAAUCUCUGGUUUGGUUUUUUGCUUGGCCUUCUCUGUUUCCUUAAUAGUUCUGCAUUCAAAACUGAUGUGAAAGAAGAAGCUACAAAAUACUUACUCCUCUCUGCCAUUGUUUUAAGGAUAUUAUAUGCUUUGGUUGAGAGGAUUUGUGGUUGUAUCCAUCAUCGACCAACUCUGCUGACAACAGUUGAAUUUUUGGAGCUAGUUGGGUUUGCAAUUGCCAGCACAACUAUGCUGGUAGAAAAAUCUGGAAGUAUUAUUCUGUUGGUCGUGGCUUUGGCCAUGUUGAUUAUUGACUUGCGUAUGAAGUCUUUUUUGGCAAUUCCAAAUUUGGCAAUUUUUGGAGCCAUUGCAUCGUUACUCUUUUUUCCAUCACUGCAAAUCCCCACAAACCCUUUUGCCUUGGCGUGUUUCUUCAGCUGCCUGAUUUCAAAUCCCCUUCUCGACGUUUACUUCAGUGGACUUUCAGUUACUGAACGAUGGAAGCCCUACUUGUACCGUGGUAAAAUCUGUAGAAGGCUUUCUGUCAUCUUAGUUGGAGUCAUCGAACUCACCUUUUUCAUUCUUGCAGCCUUUAAACUGCGUGAUUUGGAUCUCUGGUAUUUUGUGAUACCUGGUUUUUCUAUUUUUGGAAUUUUCUGGAUGAUUUGUCAUGUGAUCUUUUUUAUAACUCUUUGGGGAUUUCACACAAAGCUAAAUGACUGCCACAAGGUGUACUAUACCCACCGUGCAGAAAACAACAGCCUUGACAGAGUUAUGGCGUCUAAAGGAAUGCGUCACUUCUGUUUGAUUUCGCAGCAGCUAGUAUUUUUCAGCCUUGUCGCGACUGCCGUUUUGGGAGCUGUUUGCUGGCAGCCAACCAAUGGGAUCUUCAUGAGUGUAUUUCUCAUCGUUUUACCUCUGGAGUCCAUGGCUCAUGGGCUUUUCCAUGAGCUGGGAAACUGCUUGGGAGGAACAUGUGUUGGGUAUGCUGUUGUGAUUCCCACCAGUUUUUGCAGUCCUGAUGGCCAACCAACUCUUCUUCCACCUGAGCAUGUGCAAGAGUUAAAUCUGAGGUCUACUGGCAUGCUUAAUGCCAUCCAAAGAUUUUUUGCAUAUCACAUGAUUGAGACAUAUGGUUGUGACUACUCUACAAGUGGGCUGACCUUUGAUACCCUUCACUCCAAGAUCAAGUCUUUCCUUGAACUUCGGACAUCAGAUGGGCCCAGACAUGAUACCUACAUUUUAUACUACAGUGGUCACUCACAUGGCACUGGUGAAUGGGCCUUGGCAGGGGGUGAUGCUUUACGACUGGACACACUCUUGGACUGGUGGAGAGAAAAGAAUGGUACUUUCUGUUCUCGACUCAUCAUCGUUUUAGACUGUGAGAACUCUCAGCCUUGGGUUAAAGAAGUGAGAAAAGUAAAUGACCAGUACGUUGCUGUGCAAGGAGCAGAAAUGGCCAGAGUUGUAGACAUCGAGGAAUCAGACCCUCCACAGCUUGGUGACUUCACCAGGCAAUGGGUUGAGUACAACUGUAACCCUGACAGCAACAUCAGCUGGUCCGAAAAGGGACGUACAGUGAAAGCAGUGUAUGGUGUGUCAAAACACUGGAGUGACUACACUUUGCAUUUGCCAACGGGAAGCGAUGUUGCCAAACACUGGAUGAUAUACUUCCCACGUAUCACCUAUCCGUUAGUACAUUUGGCAAACUGGUUUUGUGGUCUCAAUCUGUUCUGGGUCUGUAAAGCAUGCUUUAGGUGCUUGAAAAGACUGAAAAUGAGCUGGUUUCUUCCCACAGUGCUGGACACUGGACAGGGUUUCAAACUUGUCAAAUCCUAAUUAGCAACCAAAGAGAAAAUGAAGUGAGAGCUCUGGGACCUUUCUCACUGUACUGUACUUACAACUUUUUAUAUGAGUACUUUUCUCUGAAAAAAUCUGCUGCACUCACUUUAAUCAGCUCUUUGAGCAGCUACAGUAUAUGCAACAGUUAGAAACUGCAGUCUUAAAUAGAAGAGGGUCAGACUAUGGUGUUUGAUUUUUGUUGGUGGUCUGUACGUACAUAUGUAAGAGACUUAAUAUGACCAUGCAUUUUGGAGACAGUUCACAUGUUCAUAGGUGUUACUUAAAGCAGGCAU
Molecule: messenger RNA, 2399 nt
Organism: Nestor notabilis (Kea)
Lineage: Eukaryota; Metazoa; Chordata; Aves; Psittaciformes; Psittacidae
Gene: TMEM168
Product: transmembrane protein 168
Exons: 4
Coding region: 1-2103 (700 amino acids)
Source: RefSeq, a predicted model, not a curated record